GGGAAAAUCCACUUCGGUUUUUGCGUGGAGCUCCAAAAAUCAGUGCAAUGUGUUUGCAUGUUGCUGUCGGCGAAGCGGAGCGGGGAUGUGGAGCUGGAGGUGGGAAGGUAGCAUGAGGCGACGACGGCUUGCAGGAGCUGACGCUCUGGAACUCUUAAUGUUUUACUCUAUUUACAGCCUGUCUGAUUUCUAGCUGUCCGACUGACACGUAUCGACACGACAGAAAAAAAAGAAGAUCUGGGUUUUGUGGUCUCAAAGUUGGAUAUCCCUAUAAAAUGCAUAUAAAGACAGCUAACUGUCAGCUGUAGACAAGCGAAUCGAGGCUAACUGUUUAUAUUUGCUAGCAUCACUAAUAGCCAAGCACCAAUCAGCGAGAAGAUUGCUGCCCUUUGCCCUCCACUCCUCCACUACCCCUCUUCCUCUCUCUCCCUCCCCCUCGUACUGUGGGCCAUGUCUGCCAGUGGGGGGUUGAUGGAGGGAAACCAAGCUCGAGAGGAUGAUGAUGCUCGGGACAGCUGCUUUGCUGAUGAAGACUCGUCGCCUGUGGUGGAGCGUAGAAACCGUAGUGGCAUCAUCAGCACACCGCUCAGCAAGAGCCUUAAACACUCCCGGGCCCUGUCUCAGUACAUCGCCACAUGCUCUGCUGCCGCUGCAGUUGCUACUGCUAAUGCUAACAGACUUGCCCAGAGCUCCUUAGUACCAACAGGGAUUAAGUCUCACUCAGUAGACGCCCACAGAGCACAGGCGGGACUCAACAAACUGGAUCGAGGUGCUUUGGUUUCUAGCCUACUGGACUCUCCGAGCGGCCUACAUCUGGCCCAAGCAGCCGAGUUGUUACGAAGGGCCAGUAUGCUACUUCCUGUCUCUGACUCCUCCAGCCUAGGCGUAGGCGGGGACAUGGAAGCAGUGUCCGCCUCAGAUUCACUAGGGAGUGUGACAGACUUUUCGUUGUUGGGCAACGGCGCAGGGGUUGGGGGAGCCUUCCCGUUCCACCCUGGCCUCUUCAUCAUGACGCCCGCUGGAGUGUUCCUGGCCGACGGAGCACUGUCACAGGUGACAGCUGCUUCGGAGCAGCAACAAGCACAAAACGAGAUGGCGGCUGCCGCCAGUGCCAACUCCAAGAAAAAGCGCAAACGGUGCGGCCUGUGCCCGCCCUGCCGGCGCAGGAUCAACUGCGAGCAGUGUAGUAGCUGCCGUAACCGCAAGACUGGCCACCAGAUUUGCAAGUUCAGGAAAUGUGAGGAGCUAAAGAAGAAACCAGCUGGAGGUCUGGAGAAGGUGAUGCUGCCCACCGGCGCUCCUUUCCGCUGGUUCCAGUAGGACAACAGACAUCCGGACUCCCCGGCGAGCUCAAAUUAACAAACUGCCAAUCAAGCGCAACACCAACGCCCGUUCGGACUGCUGCUGGCUCAUAAACACUGGCCACAAAUAACAGAACAAAUAAACAAACGGCCUUUCCAGAUCAGGAGAGGAAAAAGAAGGCACUAUACGAGGACGAAGCAAGUUCUUCUGAACCAAAAAUAAACUGCUAUGACAACGUGUCAUUGUUUUGUUUAAUUUUUUGUUAAUUUAGUUUGUUUGUUGUUCUCUAUGUUCCGUUCCGGAACCGGUUGACUUCUUAUCGUAGAGUCUUGUCCUUUGUCGGACACAUUGGGAACUCUGCAGCGUCAAACAGAAGAUGUACAAUCAUUUUAUUUUUCUGUGUUUUUGUGUUUUGUCCAUGUGUGGAGGAAUGCUGUAUUUGCUUUAGAGAAUGUAAACUCCAGACUCUGUAUUAAAGCUAGUUAUUAAUCCAGAGCACUAUUGUACAGUUAGCACCGAUGUUCUUACUGACUGCUUCAGUAUAUUUGGAUCUGGCUUUUUUAUGUUCAUUUUUUUUCUGGGGAUCGGGGAGGGGGGUCGGGAUAGUUUGUCAUAAAACUGGUUUUCAGAUUGCUGUUUGAUAUCAGAUCAUGAAACGACAAAGAAAUCGUUCAGUAUAAUGUAGCAUCCCUUUUGACAGACAUACAGAAAUAUCAUCUACUGUUAUAUUUUGUAUUGUGAAACAGAAUUAUUCAUUCAAAGAUGGCCAAGAGGAGUCAAAGAGAAAAGGAGUUUGAACACCAGCUAGUGGCAUUUACAGAUCGUAUGGUUUUUUCCCUAUCAUAUUUGCCUUUUGGAUCCAAUUUGGUCAAGUGGUAAUCAGCUGCACCCCUUUUCCAUAAACAACCAACAAUUUUAUUAAUGAUCUGCCCAAAUACUUCUAAAUUAAGAGCCAAAACAGUUGUAGGAGAUUACUAACAGCUUGUUUGGGUUUAAAAACUGAGUAAAUCAUGUCUACUGCUAUAGUGCUAUAGUGAUUUGGCUCAAUAAGGCUUUUCAAUGGUACAACAAUAAGGCAUUUACCCUGUCAUUGUGAUUUUAAGAACAUGAUUUAAAGCCCAGGAGAUUAAAAUGCAUAACUGUUCCAUCUUCAGGGGAAAAGGUGUGGCAUUGCUGUUUUAAAGCAACACUUGUCAAUCUCAGGUGUCUUUAAGGUAAUGUGUAUGGAAGUGGAAGUCAGUGCCCUCAUUUAAUGAUCUGCUCAAUUGUGUCAAAUAAACUGUAGUUCAUAAAGA
Trichomycterus rosablanca is the source of this 2597-nucleotide messenger RNA. RefSeq names its product CXXC finger protein 5b (gene cxxc5b). The transcript is spliced from 3 exons. Gene Ontology annotation, molecular function: zinc ion binding; methyl-CpG binding. Gene Ontology annotation, cellular component: nucleus. The coding region runs from base 451 to 1320 and encodes 289 amino acids. NCBI's taxonomy places the organism in Eukaryota, Metazoa, Chordata, Actinopteri, Siluriformes, Trichomycteridae. The record is from RefSeq and is a predicted model, not a curated record.